Molecule: messenger RNA, 743 nt
Organism: Schistosoma rodhaini
Lineage: Eukaryota; Metazoa; Platyhelminthes; Trematoda; Strigeidida; Schistosomatidae
Source: the annotation of a GenBank genome assembly
AUGGAAAGUAACAUAAAGAUUUUGUUGACAAUAUUGGUGUUUGUGAUGAAUACAGAUUAUACUUUCUCGGCCAAGUGUUAUGAGUGUGCAAGGUGUCCAUUUCCAUUCAAUCGCUCUUCUAGUUUCGUUAGCAUCAGAAGUGGCUGUAAAUGGUGUGUGUCACUUUCAGUUGGCAGUCCAUAUUUCACAACUAAACACUGUGCAGAUUGGUGUGAAUCAAAAGAAUUUUUUAAGGAAUAUAAUAAUUACAAUUAUACAUGUUGUAAUACAAAUCUUUGUAAUGUCAGUUCAAAAAUCUGUACAACUUAUAAAAUACUGUUUUUACCUCUACUGAUAAUUUAUUUUUAUUUUAAUGUUGAGAAAUAAAAACACAGUUGAUAAUAUAUCUGUCGACUUUUCAUCCAAUCCAGAUGAUGUCUCAUUCAUCAGUUGUAGUGAUAUUAAUAACUUUAAACAGUAAGAUAUUUUCACAUUUCUCUUUUUUGUAUAUGUGGAUAUGCUUGUUUAUCAGACACAUUUAAUCGUUCUAUGAAGGAAAUGACAUGUUAUGAACUGUUUACUAUGAUACAUCGUGAUAACUUUUGUGUGUUCACAUAGCCAUAUUUGUUCAUUCAGUAACUGAAUUGUAUGUUACUUGACAGUACUGUUUGAAUGAUCGAUGUAAGCAAAGUUAUGGUGAGAGAUAUUGAGAAAAAUUUCCAACUAAUUUUGGUGUUUUUAGUGCUAUGUCAUCUGAACUAGUU